UUGUUUGGUCCCUAAACCCUGUGAAACCUUGCUUGUGCUUGCAAACACACCUGAUGCUGGGAAGUUUCUUACCACUGACUGCAUCCGGCCUGGCACUGGGACAUUUUAAACGGGAUGGGCAGUACUGGGGCGCGCGUCCAGUCUCCACUAUCCAGUUACCACCUGUAGGAAAGGACUACGGACCCACGCGGUGCGCUGAGUCGUGCGUUCGCGGCCCCACCCCCGCGGGAGUCCCGCCCUUGGGCUUGGGCUCCAGCCUACACCCGGAUAAACACCCGAACCUACCUCGAACCUUCUUGAGCUGCGAGCCAGGGACCUGGGUGCCUGAGGCCUGCGAAGUCAGCUUCUCCGUGGUGGCCAGAGAGGGAGCUGUGUGAAAGGUGUUGGCCAGAACAUGUCUUCCAACCUGGAAUCAGUGAAGGACAUGCUUGUUUUCUUGGGGAAGUCACUGUUUAGUAUUUUGGAGGCGCUAUUUUUUCAACUUAUCCCAAAGCCAAAGAAGAAUGUUGCUGGUGAAAUAGUCCUCAUAACAGGUGCUGGGAGUGGACUUGGAAGGCUAUUAGCCUUGCAGUUUGCCCGCCUGGGAUCAGUGCUCGUUCUCUGGGAUGUAAAUAAAGAGGCAAACGAGGAGACGCUACAGGUAGCUCGGGAAGCAGGAGCCACCAGAGUGUACGCCUACACCUGUGACUGCAGCCAACGGGAAGAAGUGUACAGAGUGGCUGACCAGGUUAAAAAAGAAGUCGGUGAUGUCUCUAUCCUCAUCAACAAUGCUGGCAUUGUAACAGGCAAGAAGUUCCUCGACUGCCCUGAUGACCUCAUGGAAAAGUCACUUGAUGUCAAUUUCAAAGCACAUUUAUGGACAUAUAAAGCCUUCCUGCCUGCCAUGAUUGCUAACAACCAUGGCCAUUUGGUUUGCAUUUCAAGUUCAGCUGGACUAGUUGGAGUAAAUGGGCUGGCAGACUAUUGUGCUACUAAAUUCGCAGCCUUUGGAUUCGCUGAAUCUAUGUUUGUCGAAACAUUUGCAGAAAAACAAACGGGGAUCAAAACUACAAUUGUGUGCCCAUUCUUUAUAAAAACUGGAAUGUUUGAAGGUUGCACUACUAAGUGUCCUACUCUGUUACCAAUUCUGGACCCAGAAUAUGCAGUCAGAAAAAUAAUUGAAGCUAUUCUGCAGGAGAAGUUAUACUUGUAUAUGCCCAAGUUUUUGUACUUCAUGAUGUUCUUAAAAAGCUUCUUGCCUGUCGAGACAGGAAUGCUUAUAGCUGACUAUCUGGGAGUCUUUCAUGUGAUGGAUGGCUUCACUGGUCAAAAGAAGAAAGCUUAAAGAGAAGUUCCAUGCCUGAUGUCAUCUGACACCCAUGACUACAGCAGGCUUCUUUCAAAGAAGAAGGGUGAUUCUGUCUGACUGAACCCAAAGACAAGUACCACCCUUGUUCUUCUACAGACCAGAAUGUCCCUCCAGUGUCUUUUAAAUGCAAUGUUAUCUUUUCCUUUUUUGUUGAGUGUUUUGUUGUUGUUGUUCAUUGUUUGGAAAAUAAAAUUGACCCUUUUGUCAUUUCUACUUCAACAA
Molecule: messenger RNA, 1570 nt
Organism: Peromyscus leucopus (white-footed mouse)
Lineage: Eukaryota; Metazoa; Chordata; Mammalia; Rodentia; Cricetidae
Product: epidermal retinol dehydrogenase 2
Exons: 7
Coding region: 395-1324 (309 amino acids)
Biological process (GO): retinal metabolic process; retinol metabolic process
Cellular component (GO): lipid droplet
Molecular function (GO): all-trans-retinol dehydrogenase (NAD+) activity
Source: RefSeq, a predicted model, not a curated record